GCAAGUCGCUCCCUUAUCAAACUCAACUUUCAUUUAUAUACUCGACCAGGUCGCUGGCAAUUCACCCGGAUGACAUGCUAACUAACAAUACGGCAUUUCGGGAGAAUUUGAUCUGCGGGGAAAUCCAGCCUUACUAUAGCAGUAAUUGAGCCUCGUGAUGUGUAGAUCAGUACUUUACGAAUGCUUUCCGAGUGGUCCCAUGCACGUCUCUCAAUGGUCUCGGGCUAUACGACUAUUUUGUGGCAAGUGUGGCUUGUUGUGGACCUGCGCCGGGUUCUCGGGGCAAUAAUGGUGCGGGGUGGAAUCCGGGGUACCACCUGGGCAUGGAGAAGUCGAUCUGUUCCGACCACUCAAGGUCUUGACACGUUCAUGACUGUCUCCAGGAACCUGGAGUCGGAUCCAUGGUGAGCUGAAAGCUUACUUGAAGGCUUGAAUCGGCAAGGAUGACGGUGGUGUUGCCUUGACUUUCCAGCAGAAUGUCUCCUUUUGCGACCGCAUGGCGCACAUCUGCAAGGGCACUCCAUAAGAGCUGUGAAUUUUGUGUAGCCUACCAAUCGACGUAGAAUUAUG
This is a messenger RNA of Boeremia exigua, 570 nucleotides long. RefSeq lists its product as uncharacterized. The record is from RefSeq and is a predicted model, not a curated record. The transcript has a single exon. NCBI's taxonomy places the organism in Eukaryota, Fungi, Ascomycota, Dothideomycetes, Pleosporales, Didymellaceae. The coding region runs from base 181 to 408 and encodes 75 amino acids.